UACGAUGACAGCGUGAUCUGUGCUGUGGAUGAGUUGCUUUCAAAACGGACAAAAGAUUCCUAGGGCAGAUGUGCUGUUGUGCCUACUGUCAGUACUGAUCGUGUUCCUGCGUCGGAUCGACCUGGUCUACACCCGCCCUCGCUCGCUCGGUCGAUGUUAUCAACCGUAGGAUAUAGUCCAGCGAACCGGAUCGUGACUGACUAUGGCUGCUGCAGAGCCGAGCGACAAUCUGUCCUCGAGUCCACCCUGCGCUGUAGCCAAAUGGUGGGGCUCCGGUAUGGCAGAUCAGCGGGAAUUGGCAGCGGCAGGCUUAUAUUUAGAGCGGAGAUCUGGCGUAGAGGACAUUGCAACGACUGCUAGCGAUACAGUGGUGAGUUUGUUGCGCUGUUCGUCUUGCUCGUUCCACGUUGAACUUGAGGCUGACGUGGAACUGCGAGCGGAAAAUGCAAUCCGAUGGCAUGCGCUGGUGUCGCCCGAGUGCCCUUCCGCAGUGAAACGAACAGCAGCCACGGCAAUGCUGGCCGGUGAUAACAGGGAGGUCACGACCUUCCAGGAUCUUCACACACCGCCAGACGGCUACUCGUCUGACUCGGAUGGCAGUUUCGACAUAGAGUUCCAGCAGGAAUUUCAGGAGUAUGAGAGCAUGCAGGUACGUCUGGGCACAUUCCAGGGCUUUCGCACUGACCAGGAUGGCAUCGAACCUGACGUGCUGGCGGCCGCCGGUUUCUACAGGAAACCUCGUUUUCACGACAUUGAUGCUCAUUCAGCUAGCGACGGUAGCCUGUUUGACGCUGCAAGCACUGGCGAGAUUGAGAACGAUUCGGAUGAUAUCCUGCAGUGCUGGAGCUGCAGCUUGCCUGUAGCCACGGACGAGAUGACUGGCUCGAGCAAGUGUCCAUUUCUGGUGCACAGACAGCGUGCCCCUCAGUGUCCCUUCCUGCGAACACUGGAGCAAGGCAGAGCGUUCGAGAUUGUCACACACAAUGGUGAAGUAGUGCGAGACGUUCACGAGAACAACAGGACAGGGAUGUUCAGCGAGCACUAUCGGCUGUCUUCGUUCACCGCCGCUGUGCGGGUGAGUGGCCUAGCCGCCAUGGCGACUGUUGCCUUGGCAGAACAUGGCUUCUACCACACGGGCUUUGGGUGCAUUGUGCGGUGUGCUUUCUGCAAGCUGACAAUGGACGGUGAGCAGGUUGAAGAGGCAGCGCUGCACAGGCAACACCGCUUUCGUUCACCUUUCUGCAAGCUUGUGCGCGGACAAUGUCCAGAGAAUGAGAUUGGCCAGAAAGCGGAGGAUGAUGUUGAACGCGACGAAGUGGCGGAAGAUGACAUGGCCACCGAGAAGGUACGAUUUGCAACAUUCCGGGACUGGCCCGAAGAUGUGCCAGUCUGUGUUGGAAAACUAGCUGCAACCGGAUUCUACUAUGCUGGCGAAGGUACCAAACUGACAUGCUUUUCCUGCCAGGCAGUCAUUCAGCACUACUCCACUGGCAGGUCAGUCAGUGAGGCACACAUGGUGCAGAUGCCUUCAUGUCCACAGCUAACCGGCAGUGACAUGAGUAACGUGCCACUGGAAGUGCCGGCCAUUGGGGCGCUAGAACGCCUACAAGACUUGCCAGCUCGCACUGCUACGUUCCACUCGUGGCACACUCGCGUUCCCAUCUCGGGCGAGGAGCUGGCGGAUGCUGGGUUUUUCAGCUUGGACGUCGGCGAUGUAGUUCUCUGUGCGUAUUGCCAACUGGAAGUGAGGCACUGGCGACCAGGGCAGACGGCGUGGGGUCGACACCGCCAGCAGUCUCCAGGCUGUGAGCACGUACGACGGAACUGCCCGGCAAACCCAGCUGUCUAUGCCGAAGAGUUCUACCGUCGUGUCAACAGGCACGUCAAGAGGACUGCCAGGCAGGUGUCUGACAUUGCACGGAAAGGCGGUCUGCCUCAGCGAUCAUACUCGCCUGUGAUGCCCUUUAUUCAACCUGUAGCGCAGGUGCCACCAACACCACCGACUCCGCAAAUAUCACCUCUGGGUAGAAUCGAUUCACAACCACCACCGCAGCAGCAGCAGCAUGCCCAAGGAGAGAACAACUGCAACUCUGACAUGCCCUGGUCUAGCACACACUCUUUUAAACCGCCACUAUCAUCUGGGACAGACAAGGCUACUCCACAAAUGCAGAUGUCACCAUCACCUGCCAGCACGGCAGCAGUAGGCCCACCUGAGUACAAGUCAACAUCUCAUACUGCUCCACAAACACAAGGUGACUAUCAGCAGUACACUGGCUUUCCCCGGCAACAGCAGCGACGAGCGCCUGCUCCACGUCCCAAGCCAGUCCAAGCGUGUGUGUCAUGCAAUGCUCCAAAGGUCUCGCAUUUUCUCAUGCCCUGCAGCCACUUGUCUUGUGCGCUUUGUGCUCAGUCGCUCGCUUUCUGCCCCACCUGUGGUGAGCAAGUGAGGUCCUUGGUUCGCUUGCUGAAGCUCUGAGGUGAACUGCUGGGGCAGAGUGCAUAUGUGGUGAACGAGAGAAGAUGGUGGUAACUGCAUUAGGCUGCUUGCAUCUUGGAAACGUUCUUGAGUAUCAAAGCAAAGCUGUGCUCAUCAGGUCCUUUCUGCCCGUGACGGACCUUGAGACAGAGAAUUCUUUUGACUUGUUACAGUCAUUAUUUUCUACAUGUACUCGUCUUCAAAGUAUGUAGCUUGAUGUCAAUGCAGACUAGAAUUACACUGCAUUGACAUGUCAUUACAUUAAUUUUACAACAAUCAUGUACAGCACAACUGUACGGAAAUAUCAAUGAUGGUUCAGUUCCA
Sycon ciliatum is the source of this 2800-nucleotide messenger RNA. RefSeq lists its product as uncharacterized. Bases 203 to 2476 code for a protein of 757 amino acids. The record is from RefSeq and is a predicted model, not a curated record. The transcript has a single exon. Gene Ontology annotation, cellular component: cytoplasm; nucleus. Lineage: Eukaryota; Metazoa; Porifera; Calcarea; Leucosolenida; Sycettidae.